Thunnus maccoyii (southern bluefin tuna) is the source of this 2361-nucleotide messenger RNA. RefSeq names its product src kinase associated phosphoprotein 1 (gene skap1). Gene Ontology annotation, molecular function: protein binding. The transcript is spliced from 13 exons. Gene Ontology annotation, cellular component: cytoplasm; plasma membrane. The record is from RefSeq and is a predicted model, not a curated record. Lineage: Eukaryota; Metazoa; Chordata; Actinopteri; Scombriformes; Scombridae. Bases 948 to 2048 code for a protein of 366 amino acids.
UCUUUUAAAACGACUCAAAACGAUUAUCAAAACAGUUGCUGGUUAAUAUUCUGUCAGUCGUUGCAGCUCUAUGUUAUGUGGAACAGUAGUCUUAAGGCUGAUCGCUGUUAUUGCUCUAUAAAAUAGUGCUUUAACAAUGCAGUAUUUAGAAGAGUAAACAAGCUAUAUUUGAGGCUUGAGAUAAUCUCUUCAACACACCACUAGGCUGUUAUUUAAUCAUAAAAGUGGGACAAAGCUCUACUGUAUAAACAUAUCACCUGUGGUUGAGUCUUUCCAUUAGGUCUCACUCUGGAGGAUUUAAUGGCUCAGACUGAACAAUACAUGGUCACAGGCUUUUAGGUUAAACAAACAAACACACAGGAGCACCUGACUAAAUACAUGACUUUGUAUCAGUGGUAUAAGGGGCUGUGAAUGUGUCAUAAAGGAGGCAUAAAGGUCAGAGAUGACUCAUGUGAUUCAUCUUGAUCAUGUCCGUGGUUUACCGGCCUGCUGUUCUCUUCUCUCAGUAGUUUGUGUUGCUGUUUGCAUGUUUGCAGGAUCCCCUCUCAGGCAGCGCCGCUGCCGGUCACGCUGAGGGCUUUUCUCUCCCCAUCAGUCAAACCUUGUCAUCAGCCUCGACUGAGAAACUAGAGUGCAGAGGAAGUUGUCAUCCGUGCACCUGCUCCACCCCGUUUUGUGCAAAUCUUGAUGCAUGCACGGAAGUUAGGUUUCAGAACAAUAGGGCACAGGUGGUUAGAUGCAGUGCCAGUUGAUCUGUGAGUGAGUGAGUGAAUGUGUGUGUGUGUGUGUGUGCUAGACUGUUUGUUAUGGAGUUGUAACAGUAUGACAGAGGCUGGGUGUGCAUAGGUUGUCUUGUAGAGCAAAAAAAUCAAAGUGUGGAAAGGCAGAAAAAGUCUGAAAAAGUCAGAGAACCCAAGUGUGUCGAGUUGGACAGGUGAAAGUCAGGAAUGGGGACAAUCCCAGACGACAUCAGGAGGCUCUUGGACGACUGUGAGCUGUUUGUAUCAGACAUCCUUCAAGAUGAGGACCUCAGCGAAAAGACUCAAGAGACACGACUCGUUUUACUGAAUAACUUCAGGGUGGUCCACACAAGAAACCCUCAGGAAUUCCCCUUCCGAACAGACAGGGAAGAAGACGGUUCCGAUGACAAUCGCAGUUCCAGUCUGGGUCGUUCCGCCCAGUCAGACGAUGCUUCGGUAGCUUCUGACUACCAGGAUGACGGAGCCGUUGAGUACUUCGAAGACAUCUCUCCUGUGGCAGCUCAAGACCUCAACAACAUCUUGAAGCAAGGCUACUUGGAAAAGAAACGAAGAGACCACAGCUUCUUCGGCUCAGAGUGGCAGAAGAGAUGGUGCGUCCUCAACAAUUCCAUAUUCUACUACUUUGGGACUGAAAAAGAUAAACAGCAGAAGGGCUCAUUUCACAUCAAUGACUACAGUGUACAGCUGGUGACCAACCUGAGAAAAGACUCCAAAAAAAAUGCCUGUUUUGAGCUCUACGCCCCCGGAAAACGGGCUUUCCAGUUCACUGCCAGCAGUCCUCUGGAGGCCACAGAGUGGGUGAAACAGAUUAAUUUUGUACUUAGAGAUCUCAGCUCCAGCUCCAUCCCCGUCGAUGACGACGAGGAGGAAGAGGAGGACGAAGAGGAGACCUAUGAUGACAUUGAGGGGGUGACCGGCCCUCCCCCUCCUCGGCCGGUCGGCGCUGCCCAGGCCGUUCACAAACACGGAAGAGGGCUGGAGAUGGGAGAGAUGGACGAAGAGGACGAGGAUAUCUAUGAGGUGCUGCCAGAAGAGGAUUUUCCAGAUCCGACAGAUGACAGCAGCGAGAUGAACAACAAACCAGCUUGGUCAUCAGAUUAUGCUAACUACUACCAGGGUUUAUGGGAUUGCCAGGCCGACGAGCCGGACGAGCUGGCCUUCCAGAGAGGAGAUCUCAUCUACAUCAUUAGCAAGGAGUACAACAUUCACGGCUGGUGGGUCGGCGAGCUGAACGGCACCGUGGGUAUCGUCCCCAAGGACUUCCUGCACCCGGCCUACAUCCUCUGAGCUCCCAACAGAGCCGCUGCCGACACGUCCAGCUAUGAAUUCCACCGACAGACGCGUCAGACAAUCUUUUGUAAUUUGGAAAUUAUUCUCCGUCAUCAGACGGUAAAUUUUAUAUCAUGUAAAUGUGCUGCAGUACAAACUCUUUAACGUACACUAUAAAACUAUUAUUAUGUGCUUUCAAACUAUAUUCAUGUUCAAACUAGAGCUCGAAUGAUUAGUCAAUGGAUCAAUCAACUGGAAAUGAACUGUUUCUAACGAGAAGUUUGAUGAUUGAUUAAUCAUUUAAUUAAUUAAUAAAAACUAUAAAACAUUC